AUGCUGGCGCUCCGCAGUCGACGUUUGGAUGAGUUGAUUCCUACACUGAAACAGCCUGUGCUGGGGAUUUGCCUAGGCAUGCAGUUGCUGCACCAGGGCUCGGAUGAACGUGACACCGAUUGCCUGGGCGUUUUCCCUGGGCGCGCCAGGUUGUUUACAGGUACGUCGAAACGUCGCGUACCACAUAUGGGCUGGAAUGAACUCAGGCGCGAGCAUGACCAUGGCCUGUUGGCUGAUAUUAACGACGGCGACUUCGCCUACUUUGUACAUAGCUAUGCAUUGCCGCUGAGCGAGCACACGUUGCUGAGCUGCGAUUACGGUGGCAGGUUUGCCGCGGCCAGCCAGCGGGAGAACUUUUACGCAGCCCAAUUUCACCCCGAACGAUCAGCCCACGUGGGCGCGCAACUAUUGGCCAACUUCCUGAGUCUCUAA
Molecule: messenger RNA, 432 nt
Organism: Nerophis lumbriciformis (worm pipefish)
Lineage: Eukaryota; Metazoa; Chordata; Actinopteri; Syngnathiformes; Syngnathidae
Source: RefSeq, a predicted model, not a curated record